Messenger RNA from Cinara cedri, 5269 nucleotides. Lineage: Eukaryota; Metazoa; Arthropoda; Insecta; Hemiptera; Aphididae. The record is from the annotation of a GenBank genome assembly.
AAAAUAAUUUGUACAAUAUCAGAAUGUGUGGUCUUUGACCAAAAUUGAUUGCGUAUACAGGUGAUAGGUGGUAAUGGUAUAUAAUCUUUUUUUUGUAUUUCGUCUCUGUCGUCCGUUGCAUUAAAAUACCUAUUACAACCAGUCUUACGUAGGCAGUUUUUCUACUAUAUUUCUAUUAAUUUUCAGUGUAUUCCUAUACUGUGUGGACAUCGCAAUGGUACUGUUAAACAAAUGUAUACUAAUAUGUGUUAUAUUGCAUUCAACAUUUGGAUAUCCACAAUACCGUAAGUUCCCUAUUUCACUAUAUUAAUAAUACUUCCUAUUAAUGGGUUAAAACACGUCUAAUUUUCCAUACGUUUUAGACAAACGGUAAGAAAUUAUUCAUAUUUUCCAAAGGCUGAUUUUAAUUUUUAAUGUAUGUAUGAAUUAAUGAACAAAUUGAUUAAAUAGUUGAUGAUAAAAGAUAAAAAUUAGUUUUCAAAUUUUAUAAAAUUGGACCAAAUUUUUUAACUCCCUUGACUAAUACUAUUUUUAAAAAUGCGUAUUUUAAUAUUCUUAAACACGAUUUGUACGUUUCAAAUAAGUUCAUAUUACAAUGUUAUAUAAUGGAGACAAUCACGACACAUUCACAAUCCUUCCAUUAUCAUACGCAAUAGUAUUAAUAUCCUAGUUUCUCGUCUGUAACAACUUUUUCAACGAUUUAACUUUAAUGGAACGUAUUGCAACCUAUUAGGCGAUUUAAAGAACGUUAGUUAUAGUAACGAUGUUGUAACAUAAUAGUAAAUUUAUUUUUGUCAAAUAAAAACUACUCAAUAAAUUAAUAAUAAAUGUGUACAGUUUGUGUUGAAACAUACAUAAGUACUUUUUUAAUGCCUAAUAUAUUAAUAAUAUGUAUAAAUUUAAUAAUAAUAAGCACAAAUUGUAUACCUACGGAAAUUUCUGGUUAAGUGAUGUAUAAUUAUAAUUAUAUUGUUACAUAAUUUUUAUUUUGUAUUAAUCAGAAAUUUAAUUUAUAUUUAAUGGGUAUUAAUAUUAUUUUCUGCAAAAUUUCAAAAUAUUAGUAUUAUUAUUAUUACUUAUAGUAAUAAUAUAAUGAAUCAAAAUAUUGUAUAGAAUAUAGCUAAACAUUUAAUAUACAAGACUAAUAUCAAUUUUAAUUUAAUUUUAUGACAUAACUUCAGCUCAGUAAAAAUUAUACCUAUAGGUAACACUUAGUAAUAUUUUACUAAUUAUAAGUUUAUAACUUGUAACUCUGGGAAAUAAAUAAUAUCGUACAUUAGAGUUAAUAAUUAUUUACUACACAUAAUAUUAAUUUUUAAAUACUCGUUAAUUCGAUCAAUAAUAGAAUCAACGGUACGCAGUAAGAAAAUUAUUUUCGUAAAUUUUCCCAUUUCUUUACGAAUUUUUUGCUUUUGCUCAAUAAUUAAAUUCUCUGUCGGAGCAAUAUUAAUGAUAGAAAAUAUAAAUCAUACAAAUUUUAAAUAAUGAAAUCGUUGUAUUGUGUGUAGUAAUUUGAAAAAAUCGUACUUUUCGUUUUUUUUUUUUUGUUUUCCCAAUUAUUUUGAAAAAUACUUUAUAUAUCAAAAAACGACUAUUUUUAUCAGUGGCGAUUUAUUAAAAGUAACUAAAUUGAUCUCUUCUCAUUUUUCGAUUAGAGCAAUAUUUCCUGUAAAUAAUAUAAGUUACACAAAUUAAAAACUAUAAAAUCAGUAUCGGCAUGCCGUAAAUAUUUGCCGUUUUACCUAUAAUUUUCUUUUGGGUUUUACCCAAUUAUUUCAAAAACCUCUUGAAAAAUCAAAAAUUAAUCUUUCUGAUGUAUCAACAACCUUUUAUUUCCGAAAAGGUACCACACUUUAUACUUUACAGCAAGAUUUUUUUCGACAAUUUGUUUACAGACAGAAAAAAUAAAGCACUCAUAAUAAUAAAACCAAUCGAUCCCUCCCUACGCAUAGAUAGAUCCUUCGCAACUCUUAGAAUCCAAAAUCUUUGGAAUUAUAAUUUUCUAUAUAGAUUAUAGAUAUACACUACCUAAUAGCUAAUACAGAUACUAUAUACUAUACACAAUAUACAUACGUGAUAUGUCAUAAAUCAUAAUACAUAAAUUCUAUAAAAUUGAAUAAAAAAGUUAUUAUAAAUAUUAUUUUACACAGACAAAUUUGUAGUGAAGUUAAUACAUUUACAUAUUUCACAUAUUAAACUUCUUUUUACCAUUUUAGCACAAAAUUACAAUGAAUCGUCAACAACGGAAAAUAUUUCUUCAAGUAUUCAAGGAGAACUUAAGAAAAUAACAUCGCCUACAGAAGACUAUUCAAUAUCAUCAAAGCCGCCUGAUGUUUCAUUUGCAGACACCAACAAUAAUAUUUCUUCCCCUACAGAUAUUUCAACUGUACCUACCAGCCCUGGAGAAAAUUCAUCUUUGGCGCAAACUCCUACAGAUAAUUCAAAUUUAUCCUCCAGCACUGAAGUAUACUUGCCACCAUCGCUAACAGCUACACAAGUUCCAAACACAACAAUGACACCGGUAAUAUAUUCUACGUUACCACAAAUUCCAACAGAAAUUCUAAACGUAUCCCCGAGUUCUGAAAUAUAUUCAUCUUCACCACAAACUCCUACAGAUAUUCCGAUCAUAUCUUCUAGCUCUGAAUUAUACCCAUCAACACAAGCUCCGACAAAAAUUCUAGACACGAAAUUGGACUCUGAAUUAGAUUAUUUUUCACCACAAACUUCGACAGAUAUUCCGAUUAUAUCUUCUAGUUCUGAAGUAUAUUUAUCUACACCAAACACUCCUUCAGAAAUUGUAAACACAAAAUUGGACUCUGCAGUGUAUUCAUCUUCACCACAAACUCCGAAAGAUAUUCCGAUUAUAUCUUCUAGCGCUGAAGUAUAUUUAUCUACACCGAAAACUCCUUCAGAAAUUGUAAACACAAAAUUGGACUCUGCAGUAUAUUCAUCUUUACCACAAACUCCGACAGAUAUUCUUAACACAAGAUUUAACUCUCAAGUGAAUUCAUCUUUACCACAAAUACCUAUAGAUAUUCCAAUAACAUCUUUUAACUCUGAAUUACACGAAGCGCCAUUAUCAACUACUACAGGAAUUCCAAAACCAUUUUUAAGCCCUGUAUUAUAUGCAUCUACACUACCAACUACUAGAUACAUUUCAAACACAGCCAGCUCUGGUUUAUAUCCAUUAUUUUUACCGACUAAAACAAAAUAUAUUUCUUCGGUAACUUUAAGGUCUGGAAUUUAUGCAUCUCCUACACCAACUACUAUAAGACCAAUUUCGACCAUACCUUCUAACAUUCCGAGAUAUACAAGCAUAGCUGUGCCAAAAAUAUCUAAACAAAUUGAAAUAACAACUUCAAAUUCUAAAGCGCAAUAUGCCCCGACGACGCCGUCUACAAUACGAAAAAUUCCAAAUACACUAACGUACUAUAGUAAAUUCCCAACUCCAUCUAUAAGAGUCACACAACCACCCUAUUCACAGAUUUUUUCAAAUUCAUCGAGGACACGGUUAAACGUAAAACUAUGCCAAGAAUUUUUCCCCCAUUAUUAUUUGUGUGAUACUCCGAAAGCUACAUACGUAAUAUAUAUGCCUAAUAAAAUGUCUAAAAUGAAUCCAAUAAUAUUAUAAUAUUCUAAUGAUACAUUGUAAACCGUUAUCGAAAAUCACUUAUAUUAUGUCAUUGUCUAAUUGAAUUCUAUUUAAAUAGUUGUAUGAUUAUCAUAAAUCUCUAACAUGUAUUAGACUUAAUAUGUAUCUAAAUAUUUAUAUUAUUUUUUUUUUAUAUAUUUCUAUUAUAAUUUCCAUCGUAUAUUAUAAUAUACAAUUAUUUUAUUUUAAUACACACCCUUAACUAUUAUACACAUUAAGAGUAUACUUCAAUGUUAAAUAUGUCAUUGCUAUUAGUUCUGGGUGCCAGUUGAUUUAUAUUCAUUUUCCGUUCUUAAACAUCUAGACGGUUUAAUGGCGAUAAACAAUAUAAUAAAAACGUCUUCUUCGAACUUUUUCUUGUAAAUAAUAAUGCAAAAUACGCAUAAUGAACGGGUCAUAUUUCCUGUCUGGAGUAGUCUGUGUGUAUGCGUAAAUUUAUACUAUUUCACAAUUUUUGGCAUGCUCCUCCAACUGGAUAAACAGAAUAGAUGUAGAAUUAUUAUUUAAGAUAAAAUUAUUCAGUUGGAGGAUUAAACAAAAUAACGGAUGAACAGUAUCCUUUUUUUUAUUUAUAUAUUUCUAUAAUGUGCAUAGUAUAUUUUACAUGUGUAGACAUCAAUAUAUUAUCACUUUGCAUACCUAUUAUUAUUAAUACUAUAAAAAAUAUAUUAUUGAAUUGUUCUCAUUUGCCUAUUUAUGUAAUAAUACGUCGACAAAUUUUAAGAUAAUACUUUUUCUCACUAAAACUUACAUUUGUUAAAAAUGUUUUUAUAUCAAAAACUUUGUUUGAAAAAAAUUAUUUGUUUACGAAAAUAACGUAUAACGUAUAGGUACUAAAAUAAACAAAAUUAAGCUUAGUAAAUUAUUUACCUAGCCUCGAUUAUAAAAAUUAUACAAUUUGGUUAUAAUAUUAUAAAAGUAGCAGAUAUCAAUAACUAAUAGUGUUCGUUACACAAUUUAAAGAAAAUAAUAUUCUAAACUAAAAUAUCGUAAUCGUGUCAAAUUAAUGCCUAAUGCAUUGUUCAAAUUCUUAAACAAAAAAUGUAUUAAAUUGUUAUAAUUUAUCGAAAAUUCCAUCACACAGCAUGCAUCUAAUUAUUAUAACGCAGUCUAGAUAAAAUACUAUUUUGAAAUUACUAUAAUAAAGUUAGAUUUAAGUAACAUGUUUUCAUGUAAAUUUUAAGUUAGACAUUUUUUAAAUAGGAAAUAGUUUUUGUUAUUACUUAUUUCUUUUAUUUAUGUUAUUCGAUAUCUAUAUUGGAUUAAAUAUCUUUAUAUAUAUAUAUAAUAUAGAUACUUGUUUUAACCCUAAAUAAAAUAUGUGUAAAACGACCCGUGACUAAAAUAUUCCAUACAAAUAUAAAUUUAUUUUUGACCAUUUGUAUAAUAUUAAAAAAAAUAUGUGCUUUGUGCAAAAAAAAUAUGUAACAAAAUAAAAAGAUAUAUACACAUAUUAAAAUAAAUAUGGACUUGACAUUAGAUUUUUGAAAAUUAAUUAAUUUUAUUCAAGUAUCAAUUUAUCUUUUUACAUAAUUUUGAAAAUUUGUUUUAACCUUCUUACUCCAAACAACAGAAAUAUCGAAUUACUGUAACAACAAUAAAUGCAUGUAUUGUAUU